Molecule: messenger RNA, 2272 nt
Organism: Paramecium pentaurelia
Lineage: Eukaryota; Ciliophora; Oligohymenophorea; Peniculida; Parameciidae
Source: the annotation of a GenBank genome assembly
AUGGUUUAAGUCAAGUUCAUAGUCUUGUUAGUCUGUGCAUUGACACUGACCUAAGGUACCUCUUCAAUAUAUAUGUCAAGCUUUCGAAGCUGAGGGCACACUCUUGUCGAUGUCAUUAAAUGAGAUCAACAACCUCAAUUUAGGGGAUGUUAAUUGUUAAAACACAUCUUAGCAAUAGUUUGUGUAAUUGGAAUAAAAUCUCGAGUCAUGGGCCGACAUCAUCGAUCACAAGGAUGACAUUUAAAAAGAUAUCAAUACUUUAAAACAAUUAGAAGUGAUCUUGCUUUAAGUUAAGAAAUAAACAUAAAAGAAGAGUAAAUUACUUUAUCAUAUUCCUAGAAAUUGCUCCCUAAUAAUUGAAAUAAAUAAAUUAGGUUGUGACAAAGAAAAUCAAGUCUUUAGUUCUUCCAUAAACAGCAAGCAAAAUUGGAUAAGCUCAUUGCGAUGAAAUUGAAAGACAAUUAGAGAGAUUAAGCAGUGAUAAUGAAUCAGAAAGAAGUGAAUGUUGCGAUGCUCUUCUCAAAUUAGCCACCUUCCUCAUUAGAUAAUUAUCUAGCAUUAAUUAAUAAUGCCAUUAAAAUCCAGUCACUGUCAUUAAAAUCAAAGGAUAAAUCAAAGAAUUACAUAUCAUCUAAGGAGGAUGCGGAGGAGGACAAACUAUUGAUAUCCCUAUGGGAGGAUCUGAUGAAAAAUGUGAUAAACCAGAAACACCAACUAAACCUACAGAUCCAACUACUCCAGAUACUCCAACAGACGACCCAGUACCAGAUCCUGAAAAAGAAGAAGAAACAACAGAUGAAGAAACCACAGAUGAAGAGACAACAACUGAAGAAGGAGAAACUACUCCCCCAGGACCAGAUGCUGAAGAAGAAGGUGAACCAGCACCACCUGGACCAGAUGCUGAAGAAGAAGGAGAAACCACACCACCAGGACCUGAUGCAGAAGAAGAAGGAGAGACAACUCCACCAGGACCUGAUGCUGAAGAAGAGGGAGAGACAACACCACCAGGACCAGAUGCUGAAGAAGAAGGAGAGACCACACCACCAGGACCAGAUGCUGAAGAAGAAGGAGAAACAACUCCACCAGGACCAGAUGCUGAAGAAGAAGGAGAGACUACUCCACCAGGACCAGAUGCUGAAGAAGAGGGAGAAACUACUCCACCAGGACCUGAUGCAGAAGAAGAAGGAGAGACAACAACACCAUCGGCUGAAGAAGAACUUCAUGAACCAGCUGAAGAAGAAGAAGAAUCAUUUGAAGGGGGUGAAAAAAAUAAUACAAAAGGACCAGGAGAUAUUCCAGAUGAAGGAGAAGAAGAAGGAUUCUUACCAGAGGAAGAGUUUAGCCCUGAAGAUGGACCAUAACCAGAGGAAGAAGGGGCUGCAACUGAAGAAGGCACCCCUGCAGGUGAAGAGGAAGGAACUCCAGCUGGAGAAGAAGCAAGUGAGGAAGAAUAAGAAUAAACAGUUCCUGGAGAAGAAGGCUUACCUGAAGGAGAAGAAGAAGAAAGUGAAUUCCCAGGAGAUAUCCCAUCAAAUAAGAAUGGAACUUCUACACUUCCUGAUUUACCUGAGGGUGAAGAAGGUGCUGAAGAAGAAGGUGAGGAAGGAGGUGAAGAACCUGAAAAACCUGUAAAACCUAGAAGUCGUGCAUCUAAACCUGCAAAAAGGAAAGGAGAUGAAGGAGAAGAAGGAGAAGAAGGUACUCAAGAAGGAGAAGAAGGUACUCCAGAAGGUGAAGAUGGGGAAGAAGCUGGUGAAGAAGAAGAAGGAUGGGUACCAGGAGAUAUUCCAAAAGGUAAAAAUGGAACAUCUACACUACCUGAUUUACCUGAAGGUGAAGAAGGAGCUGAAGAAGGAAGUGAAGAAGUUGGAGAAGAAAGUGGAGAAGAAGGUGGAGAAGAAGGUGAUGAAAUCCCAGAAGAAGACACCGAAGAAACUGCAGAUUAACCAGAGGAAUAAGAAGAAAAGUAAUUUACAUUAGAAAUAUCAAUAGAUGUUAAGAAACUGUUGAAAUUACUGCAACCAAUGCUGCUGACAUUAUGUGUGCUUUAGGAUAAUAUUUGAGUCAAUUGGCUCAUGGAGGAUCACCUUCUGAUAGUCCUAACGCUAAGAAAGUUUGCUUCUGCUUGAAAUAUGAACCAGGUAAUUAUAAAUUUUAAUUUUAGAUAACGCUGAUCCUUCAUUGCUUCAAUUAACUUAAAAGGUGAGCAAAAAAUAAAGAAAAGAACAAGAUGGCAUUUUGAAAGCAUUAAUUCCAAAUAGGAGAAUCUGAA